AUGGCUGAUUUCAAUGCAGAUAUCAGAGCUUCAAACUCUUUUCCUUUCUUGGAUCAAAUUGAUCCAAACAUUGAACCAAUAAACCAAUUUCAGAGUUUCAUUGACAAUUCCCACUUUGGUUACAUGCCUAAUUUCACAAACGACAACUUCUUAGGCCACCAACAACAACCUGAUUUUCCAGGAAACUUGGAGAAAAAUUUCCCCUGUAUUUUCCGUCAAAACAAUCAGAAUUCCGUGAUCCCCAUGUCGCAGACCGGUCCAAAUGAUCAGUAUUGCUUAUUACAUGAAGGCAAGAAGAGAAAAGCAAUUGAUGUAUCAAAAAGCAGCACUUGCAACUCUUCUCCUCCAGUUUCUCAUAGUGGGAUUAUCAGGAAAAAUAGUUCAAGAAGAGGAAAGAGAGUGAAAAGCAACGAUGAUGAAGAGGAAGAGAAAGCAAAAGAAGUGGUUCAUGUUAGAGCCAGAAGAGGCCAAGCCACUGAUAGCCACAGUUUAGCAGAAAGGGUUAGAAGAGGAAAAAUCAAUGAAAGAUUAAGAUGCUUGCAGAACAUAGUCCCAGGAUGCUAUAAGACCAUGGGAAUGGCAGUAAUGUUGGAUGAGAUAAUCAAUUAUGUUCAGUCCUUGCAAAAUCAAGUUGAGUUUCUUUCAAUGAAGCUUACAGCAGCAAGCACAUUCUAUGACUUCAAUUCAGAAACAGAUGCAAUCGAGACAAUGCAGAGAGCAAAAGCAUAUGAAGCAAAACAAAUGCAAAGAUUGAUGAGAGAAGGAAAUUCAGGAGUUGGGAGCUUCCACACAACAACAACAAAGCCCCAUUGACUUCAAUUUUGGAUUCUACUACUAAUUAAUGCCACACAACACAUGAAUAUGUUCUGUUUAAUUUUCCUUUUUUAAAAUUUUUAAUAUAUCAAACAUGUUAUAUAUAUAUAUACAGCACAAGUGGAAAUGUAUAACUUGCAUAACCAGAAGAAAAACCAAUUCAAAUAUGGACAAAAAUGAU
Molecule: messenger RNA, 994 nt
Organism: Tripterygium wilfordii
Lineage: Eukaryota; Viridiplantae; Streptophyta; Magnoliopsida; Celastrales; Celastraceae
Product: transcription factor BEE 3-like
Biological process (GO): regulation of DNA-templated transcription
Cellular component (GO): nucleus
Molecular function (GO): DNA-binding transcription factor activity; protein dimerization activity
Source: RefSeq, a predicted model, not a curated record